GCGCAAUGGACGGCAUCAUGGCAACGGCAGGCAAAGUCCCUCAGAGUGCCGACGAGUGGGAUGCCAAGUACAAAGCAGCGGCAUGCGACUACUUUGACUGGUACCUGAGCAGUGCAGAGCUCCAACCGCACCUUCAAACCAUCUUGGACCGCUACGAUGCGAGCUGCGAGAUCUUCGUCCCAGGGUGUGGCAUGUCUGAGCUGGCCUUUCAUCUGUACGAGAUGGGAUAUGAACAUGUGACAAAUGCCGACACGUCGGCGAUGGCCAUUCAGCGCAUGGCACGCGAGCAAGACCGCCGUCGUGCCACGGCGAUGGAAUGUGUUGUCUUGGAUGCGAUCAACAUGCCUGACGUCCCCGACCAGUGUUUCGAUGUGGUAGUGGAUAAAGGACUCCUUGACACCGUCCUGUGUGGUGCCAACAACAUUGAAAAUGCCGUCGCCCUCGUGCACGAGCUCCAUCGCGUUCUCAAAGUCAAUGGGACGUUCGUGCUCAUUUCGCAUGGGCCCCCGGACACACGACUCCACUACCUGACCCGAGAAACUCUCGAGUGGACAGUCCACCCCCCCACACCCAUAGAGCGGGCUGGUCGCGACGGCUGCAUGACGUCGUUGGGUACCCCAAGGCUGUGCUACAUGUACACUUGCCACCGUCAAUUGUUGUAAUGGGGAUUGCGGCCACCCUCUCGUCGCAGGGACGGCCUUAACGUUUUAUCCUUGCUUGAAUGAAAUCCCGUUGUCCUUGCUUGCA
Aphanomyces invadans is the source of this 747-nucleotide messenger RNA. RefSeq lists its product as hypothetical. The record is from RefSeq and is a predicted model, not a curated record. NCBI's taxonomy places the organism in Eukaryota, Oomycota, Saprolegniomycetes, Saprolegniales, Verrucalvaceae. The transcript has 7 exons. Bases 6 to 662 code for a protein of 218 amino acids.